AUGCUCUCCAAGGCGAGGCAUUUCGCCCGGUGGAAACCAAUACCGCCGCCGCCCACCCACGCAAGAAGGCUAUCGCCGCGGCCACCGCGCCGGCCCUCGUCGGCCGCGACUGAGCCCGAGGCCGAGGCCGACCAGGAUGCAGGCGCCACCACCGCCGCCGCCGCCGCUUCGGCCGAGCAGAUCGGCUCGGCCGCACGCGGGGUGUUCGACGGAAUGCGGCGCCGGGCCGCGCUGUCCUGGAACGCCACGGUAGCGGCCCACGCGAGGCGCGGGCGCGUCCGCGACGCGCUCGGGACGGCCGCGCGGAUGCACCGCUCCGCGGCGGGGCUCGACGAGGCCACCUACGCGUCGGCGCUCGGCGCCUGCGCCCGCGGGCGCUGCCUCCGCAUGGGGUGGCAGGUGCACUGCCAGGUGGUGAAGUCCGGGUCCGACGACUUCCCGGUCGUCGGGGCAUCUCUUCUCGACUUCUACUCCUCGUGCCUUGAUCUCGAUGCGGCACGGACGCUCUUCGACACCCUUCAUGCCAACAACGAGCUGCUGUGGAGCCCCAUGGUCGUCGCGCUUGUCAGGUUCAACUUGCUGAGUGACGCCCUGGAUUUGCUUCAGCGGAUGCCACCAUCUCGUGAUUUGUUUGCGUGGACCGCCAUCAUCUCGGGCUACGCGCGGGGCGCUAACGAGUACUGUUGCAAGUCACUGGAGCUGUUUGUGCAGCUGCUGGCUGAGGAUGGUGUCAUGCCCAAUGAGUUCACUUAUGACAGUGUUUUGAGGGCUUGUGUGAAGAUGGGAGCAUUGGAAUUUGGGCGAUCGAUUCACGGAUGCUUGAUCCAAAGUGGGUUUGAGUCGGAGCAGUUAAUCACGAGCGCUCUUGUCGAUCUUUACUGUAGGUCUGGUGCUGUGGAUGAUGCUGUGAUGGUUUACAAUGGCUUGCAAAUGCCAUCCCUGAUAACAUCCAAUACACUCAUUGCAGGGUUUAUAUCAAUGGGCAGGACAGAGGAUGCUAAGUUGGUUUUUUCGCAGAUGACAGAGCAUGAUUCAGGUUCCUAUAAUCUGAUGAUAAAAGCGUACGCUGAUGAGGGAAGGCUUGAAGACUGUCGGCGGAUGUUUGAGAUGAUGCCUCGGAGAAAUAUGGUUACCUUGAACUCCAUGAUGUCAGUGCUUCUCCAGAAUGGGAAAUUGGAGGAGGGGCGGAAGUUGUUCGAACAGAUAAAGGAUGAAAGGAACACGGUAACAUGGAACUCUAUGAUUUCAGGUUAUGUUCAAAAUGAUCAGUCUUCAGAAGCUCUAAAACUGUUUGCGGUCAUGUGCCGAUUGUCUAUUGAAUGCAGUGCUUCAACGUUUCCUGCUCUACUGCAUGCAUGUGCCACAAUUGGUACCAUCGAGCAAGGCAAAAUGGUUCAUGCUCUCCUAUGCAAGACUCCAUUUGAGUCCAAUGGCUAUGUUGGGACAGCUCUAGUUGAUAUGUAUUCAAAAUGCGGCUGUGUGAGCGAUGCACGGGCUGCAUUUAGUUGCAUUAUGUCACCCAAUGUUGCUUCUUGGACAUCACUCAUCAAUGGGCUUGCACAAAACGGCCAUUGGAUGGAAGCUAUAGUACAAUUUGCAAGGAUGCUGAAGAACAAUGUUAAACCCAAUGAGAUCACCUUUUUGGGCAUCCUGAUGGCUAGUGCUCGCGCUGGUUUGGUUAACAAGGGGAUGAGAUUUUUCCACUCUAUGGAAAGCUAUGGAGUAGUUCCAACUGUGGAGCAUUAUACGUGUGCAGUUGAUCUUCUUGGUCGAGCUAGACGUGUAAGGGAAGCGGAGAAGUUCAUCUCCAAAAUGCCUAUACCAGCAGAUGGUGUGGUGUGGGGAGCCCUUCUUACUGCCUGUUGGUACACAAUGGACUUGGAGAUGGGUGAGAAAGUUGCUGAAAAGCUGUUCUACAUGGGCACGAAGCACAUAUCUGCCUAUGUCGCUAUGUCAAACAUCUAUGCUAAGCUGGGGAAAUGGGAAGAUGUUGUGAAGAUCAUCCCAGAAUAA
Molecule: messenger RNA, 2013 nt
Organism: Oryza sativa Japonica Group (Japanese rice)
Lineage: Eukaryota; Viridiplantae; Streptophyta; Magnoliopsida; Poales; Poaceae
Product: pentatricopeptide repeat-containing protein At2g13600-like
Molecular function (GO): protein binding
Source: RefSeq, a predicted model, not a curated record